AUGGCGAAAGGAGUCAAGAAUCGUACUCAUUCGAAGGCGGUUAAUGCGUCUGCCAAGGCCAGGGUCAGUGCAUCCGGCAAUGUGAGCAAGACUCCGAAGUCUAUGGUCAUUCGAGUCGGCGCUUCGCAAGUCGGUUCGAGCGUUAGCCAGCUGGUUAAGGAUGUUCGGUUGAUGAUGGAGCCUGAUACGGCUGUGCGAUUGAAGGAACGUAAAUCCAACAGGUUGAGGGACUACACAGUUAUGACUGGACCUCUCGGUGUCUCGCACCUCAUGCUCUUCUCGAAAUCGGCUACCGGAAACACCAACAUGCGUCUUGCGCUCACUCCUCGCGGACCGACUCUUCAUUUCCAUGUCGAGAACUAUUCGUUAUGCAGAGACGUUGAGAGAGCAUUGAAGCGUCCGAGAGGUGGUGGACAGGACCAUAAAACACCACCUCUGCUCGUCAUGAACAACUUCAACUCGCCUGAUGCGACAGAGGAUUCGAAAGUGCCCAAGCGUCUCGAGAGCUUAUGUACAACCAUCUUCCAGUCGAUGUUCCCUCCGAUCAAUCCCCAGGCUACGCCGCUGUCCUCUAUUCGCCGUAUUAUGCUUCUGAACAGAGAGCAAGAAGAGGGAAGCGAUUCGUAUAUCAUGACUCUGAGGCAUUACGCCAUCAGUACCAAGAAGACCGGUGUCUCGAAACGGAUUCGCCGCCUCGAUCCCAAGGAGGUUCGGAACAAAGAUCCCAAGGCUGCUGUUCCUAAUCUUGGGAAGCUCGAAGAUGCCGCGGACUACCUGCUCGACCCGUCGGCGGCCGGCUACACUUCGGCAAGUGAGACUGAAAUGGACACGGAUGCGGAGGUUGAGGUUGCGGAGAGCACCACCAGGAAGAUUCUGAACAAGAGAGAUCUGCAGCGCAUGAAGGCUGGCGACAAAGAGAAGGCCGAGAAGAAAAUAAACAGCGCACCCGAAGUCGAGAAACGGGCCGUUAAGCUGGUCGAAUUGGGUCCUCGCAUGCGACUCCGGUUGACCAAGGUUGAGGACGGGCUUUGUGACGGCAAGAUCAUGUGGCACGAUUACAUUACGAAGUCUGCAGCAGAAGUUCAGAAGAUGGAGAGGAACUGGGAUCAGAGAAAGAAGCAGAAGGAGCAAAGAAAGAAGCAGCAAAAGGAUAAUGUCGAAAAGAAGAAGCAGGAGAACGCUAAGGCUAGAGCUGAAGGAAAGGAGGUCAAGAGUGAUGAUGAGGACGAAGAGAUGGAUGAUGAAGAUGACUGGCUCAGUGACGACCUCGAGGAAGGUGGGGGUGAAGAGCAGGAAGGUGAGGUGGAUAGUGACGAUUCCAUGGAGGAAUGA
Molecule: messenger RNA, 1332 nt
Organism: Aspergillus glaucus CBS 516.65
Lineage: Eukaryota; Fungi; Ascomycota; Eurotiomycetes; Eurotiales; Aspergillaceae
Product: Brix domain-containing protein
Exons: 2
Coding region: 1-1332 (443 amino acids)
Biological process (GO): ribosomal large subunit assembly; rRNA processing
Cellular component (GO): preribosome, large subunit precursor
Molecular function (GO): protein binding; rRNA binding
Source: RefSeq, a predicted model, not a curated record